ACCGGUCGAGCAGGAAGUAAGAAACCCCAAGUGUAUUUUGUGACCUCUGGACUUUUUAAAUAGACACCUGGGUGAUUAUACGACAUUGUUAUUUAACAUUUACUAGCUACGGAAACAGUCUACCAACCCUCGGUGUGACGUCACAGUGUUCGUCUGUUAGCUCGGGGAGUGUCGCUCACUGCCCGCUCCGAUAAGACUGCCCUGCCCGCUCUGCACACUUAUAUCACAAUGAAGCAGCAUGCCUAAGGAUCCCACUGUAUAUGUGUAGCAUUAGUUAGUCUGACAAAGCAAUCGUGCACACUGUGUGGAGUAGCUGACAACUGACUGAGUGAGCGAUCAUGUGGCUGCCUAUGCUCGGGAUGACCGCCUUUCCACACAUCGGAGGGCUCUAUGGCGGUUACGUCACGCGCAAAGAGGUGAAGACCUGGUACAAGACCCUGCAGAAACCAUCAUGGCGUCCUCCAAAUGUAGCCUUCCCUAUAGUGUGGACUUGUCUAUAUACAGGCAUGGGGUAUGGCUCUUACCUGGUGUGGAAAGAGCUGGGAGGUUUCAAGGAAGAUGCACUGGUUCCACUGGGACUUUAUGGGGUGCAGUUAGCUCUGAACUGGGCCUGGACUCCUAUCUUCUUUGGUGCACACAAGCUGAAAUUGGCUCUAAUGGAGAUUGUGCUUCUCACUGGGACCGUGGGAGCCACCAUGGUGUCCUGGUAUCCCAUCAGCCGCACUGCCACACUGCUGAUGGCGCCCUACCUGUCCUGGCUGUGCCUUGCCACCUCUCUAACCUACUGCAUAUGGAGGGACAACAAAGAGGAGAAAGAAGAGUAGGAGACAGUUCUGUGUGCUUUUCUUUCAAAUCAUGUGUCUUUCUUAUGAAAUUGCAGCUAUUUCAUUGCUUGGCUUUUGGCUUUAGACAAUUAUAAUACAAGAUUUUUAAAGACAAAUCAACACUUCCAUAUAUAGUCGGCUGAGUUGCAAAAAUUGCAUUAAAAAAUCAUUGUUAUGAAGAGAUGAUGUUGCCAUAUUCGCCCAGUAGCUCCUGAGAUGGCGGCAUUUUACAUCUGAGCAAGGACUUUUCCAGUAAGCUCGGCUUAUUUUGUAAACUCACUAUUUGGAACGGUCCUCAGGUGUGUUACUCUGAGAAGGAAAAUGUAACAUGACUCUGAUCGUCUUUGUCAUUUUGUUUACCCAAAUUGAGUUAAUUCCGUCCUAAAAAAGUGCAUUCCUUCUAAGCAUAUCAUCAGGGUUCAUCACUAUCCAUAUCAGGCACUGAAGUUCAAUAUUGCUCAGACUACUGGUCUAAGUUGAAGUGUGUGUUUUUUGAUUGAAGUGUAAAACUGCAUUUAUUUGCCAUUUAUAAAUAAAGAAUGCCUUAUUUAACACGUGUGCAUUUAUGAUGAGUCUUGUUGGAGUAACAACUACAACUCAGUUUAUCACUUUUCUUUCCUUCAAUUUGUAAAAUAAAGAGUGAUCAUGUCUUCUGAGGAAACAAAUGUUUUGGAUCCACUA
This is a messenger RNA of Centropristis striata (black sea bass), 1505 nucleotides long. RefSeq names its product translocator protein (gene tspo). NCBI's taxonomy places the organism in Eukaryota, Metazoa, Chordata, Actinopteri, Perciformes, Serranidae. The record is from RefSeq and is a predicted model, not a curated record. Bases 339 to 824 code for a protein of 161 amino acids. Gene Ontology annotation, cellular component: mitochondrial outer membrane. The transcript is spliced from 4 exons.